Molecule: messenger RNA, 2459 nt
Organism: Aspergillus sclerotioniger CBS 115572
Lineage: Eukaryota; Fungi; Ascomycota; Eurotiomycetes; Eurotiales; Aspergillaceae
Exons: 5
Coding region: 1-2280 (759 amino acids)
Biological process (GO): DNA-templated transcription; regulation of DNA-templated transcription
Molecular function (GO): DNA-binding transcription factor activity, RNA polymerase II-specific; DNA binding; zinc ion binding
Source: RefSeq, a predicted model, not a curated record
AUGAAGGACCUAACCUUUGACGUCCGCUACGACAAUGAGCUCGCCCAUGAAUACUAUGGGGACGGGAGCAAGCUCUCCGCCAAGUACAAUAGACCUUCCACUGGACCUGUCGACCUCCGGGAGAUCUACAAGGACAGCCAUCUGGAAAUCCCCGACCAAUUCGAUUCCACGCUGACAACGCCCCCCAUCCAUUUCAUGACGGUGGCUGCGCCCGACGACGUGAAUACCGAUGACCUGAGACAGGUCAGCGUGCCUCCGGGUCUGAACAUUGAUAUUCUAGACUUUUCCAUGCCACUUCCCCGCCUUCUCCCAUCUUUCACUCUUCUUACUACUCUCAACCUCCAAAUGUCCACCACUCCAUCAUCAUCGGAUUUGGACCAUCCGGCGUCUAAACGACGCAAAAUCCGGAAAGGCACCUUUUCCUGCUGGGAAUGUAAACAUCGGAAGAGACGUUGCGCGUUCGACCCCGACCGCGCCGCCUGUGCUUAUUGCCAAUCCCGUGGCAUCCCAUGUGUCGGCCAGGACCGUCCGGAUCCGAGAGGCUGUGACAGCAAUCAUGAAAAUGUGCAGGCGCAGAUUCUUUACGUCGAAAGGUUGGUGGGCCAGCUGGUCCAUCAGCGCGACCGCCACUUCCUACCUCAGCAAGUUCCAAUGACUCGGCAGCUGAGCGGUUCGCUCGUAUCAUUGCUUCCACAUCCAAGCAUGGCCCUGCUCAUCCUGACCAAGGGACGCUUCUUCAGUCUGCCUUUCCAGACGAUCACUACUGCGGAUCAGCUGGACGUAUCCACGCUACCUGUGUCCACAGCUCACCCGAUUCAAUUUGCUCAAAAGCUCAUCCAGCUCGCACUUGGCUUACAGCAACUUGAUCUCACUACAUCCCAGCCAGGACUGCAACUGAACCAGAACACGAAAAGCUCGGCACGACACUAUCUCGAUCUAGCUACCAGUCAUGUAACAUCCCAGGAUGCGCUCGUAGACUCCCUCGAUGGUCUCGAUACCCUGUCACUCGAAGCCCGCUACCACAUCAACUCGGGCAACCUGCGCACAGCCUGGCUUAUAUUCCGCCGGGCUCUAAGUAUCGCCCAGAUGAUAGGGCUUCCUUGGGAUGACAAAGCGAGCAGCCGGGCGGAAUCCGUCUGGGUCCAACUGGUAUACAACGAUCGGUUCCUGUCCCUCAUGCUAGGUCUUCCUUUUGCCGUCAAGGAUCAUGGUUUCCCAAGUGAAGCCAUGGAUACAUACUCCCCUCUUAGGAAACUCUAUCGGAUCCACGGGGCCAUCGCAGGCCGGGUUAUUGCUCGGAAUAUGCGCAUGCAGCGCCGCGGUCGGCCAUCACAAGGAGAAGCAUACGAUCAUUAUGGAGUGACGCGAAGCAUAGACGAUGAACUUAAGAAGACAGCCCGAUCAGUACCUGUCGAAUGCUGGGAAAGCCCAACCCUAGACAGCACACUCUCGGACACGGACAAGAUGGAGCGAGUUUCCAUGCUCAUUACGCAAAUGCACCAGUAUUACCUCCUGAUCCUCCUUCACCAGCCGUACAUCUUAUCUCAAAAUCCUCACAUCACCGAGUCCGCCACCUUACCUCUCGUACUAGAUCAUACAUACAGCAAACAAGUUGUUGUUCCUGCUAGUCGCGAAGUACUUAAUCGCUGUCUCGCGUUCCGCAACAUCCGACCCAUCAUUUCCUAUCGCGGAAUUGAACACAAAGCCUUCACCGCAGCCGUGACACUUCUUUUGUCCCACAUCAUGGGACACCGCUUGGGUUCUGCGAAUAUUCUGGAACACCAACGACCUCAAGAUCUAGCGACGAUCCAAAAGGUAAUCCGGACCUUAGAUGAGCUGUGCUCUACGAACGAUCCGAACCGAGAGUCUGCGGUGGAGACAAGACGUCUGCUGACUAGGCUUGUGGGCAUCGAGGCCGAGGCAGCAAACGGUGUCAAUCACAUUGCAUAUCUAGACGGUGUCGACACAGAUGUCAUAUGCAGUGCCUCGCAUAAUAGCCUGAGGUUACCCGUACCAUACUUUGGGGCCAUCUGCAUCAUGCCUGAGCCGGUAGAACCGCAAGUUGAUGACCUUGGCUCAGAAUUUCCAUGGGUAGCACCUUCUGAUGAUUACUUGGAUUGCCUGACCUCCGAUGCUAUCCUUUUUCCAAGUUCUUUUUGCCAUGAUGCAUUAGCGGGCCCCACACCUGAUUCUCACGAUUUUACCCCAGCCCUUGCGAGUUUGGACGUUGAGCUGCAGUCUCUGGAUCCCGGAUACGUGGUGUCGGAGCAGCCGUGUUGAAUAUUUUGGGGUGUUUGAAAUAAUAUCAAAAGGAGUUGUCUUUCAACAAAUGGGGCUGUGGUUUAGUGGUAUAAUAUUCCCUUAGCAUGGGAGAGGUCCGGGGUUCGAUUCCCCGCAGCUCCAUUUUUUGAUUUUUUGGCUACGGCUAGCGAUGGACUGCUGACAGGAGUCUCGUGUUU